AUGAAGCCUAAUGAGAUGCAAGCGAAGCCUGCUCAGACAAAGCCUGGCCACCUGCCGCCACAUCUCAGAGGAGCCCGUCUCUUCCGACUCCUAGGAAGCAGGAAGCCUCCAGCCACACUAAACCCUGCUCUUCAGCUCGCUGGUCCCAUUGAUGUUUUGCAAGUGCUGGAGCUGUCAGAGAACAUGGAUGGGGUGUCCUUGGAGGCUGGUCUCUGCACCAGCAGGAGGGGCAUGGAGGAGCCGGACCGGGCCUACAAGAUGGACAAAAAGAUCCAGCUCAGUGCUCCAACCAAACAGCUUUUCCCUGAUUCAACCAUAUUUCCUGAGAAUUUCUCCAUAAUGGCUACAGUGCGAGCUAAAAAGGGCUCCCAGUUCUUCCUGUUUUCAGUUUAUGAUGACCAGGGGGUGCAGCAACUGGGCCUCGAAGUGGGCCGUUCACCCGUCUUCCUGUAUGAGGACCAGCAUGGACAACCCACCCCAGAAAUGUAUCCCAUCUUCAAAAAGAUCAACAUGGCUGAUGGAAAAUGGCACAGGAUAGCCUACAGCGUGCAGGACAAGUCUGUGACCCUUUACCUGGACUGUCAGCGGGAAGAGACCCUGGAUCUGCUGCGAGGGGACAACGCUGUAGUCAGCACAGAGGGGGUCACUGUGUUUGGGACGCGGCUGCUGGACGAAGAUGUAUUUGAGGGAGAUAUUCAGCAACUUCUGAUUCUGGAGGACCCGCAGGCUGCUGCUAACUACUGUGUAAACUACAUACCAGACUGUGACUCGGAUUUGCCCUACAACAGCAAAUCCCUGGUCCCGCAGGAGAACUCCCAACUCGGGUCUGAUUUCCUGAUGCAAAGUGACCAGCCUGAUGAACCAAAGGAGCACUCCAAAAAGGGCGGGAAAGGCAAAAAGAAGAGGGACAAGGGCGCUAAAGGCAAACGCAAAGGCAAGGGCAAGGGCAAGGGCAAGAAGGGAUCCAGAAAGAAAAAACACGAAGAGGAGGUUCUCCAGGAUGGCUUCCUCAGUGUGUCCACAACACUGCCUGAGUAUCUAUCCCAAGAACCUUAUCAGCCCACAGAUUUGUCAGAACUUAAGAGCACCCCAGAACCCGUCAUCCCCACUGAAGGGCUCCACAAGACCCUCAUGGAGAUGCCCACACAUGAACCUGACUCUCCAGCUGAGGCCCCCACUGUGGUCCCCAGCACCUUGCCUGAAUCAAAGGUUACUGAGGAGGUAGACAAGUUUACAUGUAGCUGCCUUCCACCCCAACCCCCCUCUGAGGACAAGCCAGUGAAGAAGCCAGUUAUAGAGGAGCAUGAGGAUGACCUUUACCGAGACCUCUAUGAUGAUCUCUCAGUUUCCACGGUAACAGCGGGCCCUAAUGUUACUGAAUAUGAGAUUCUUGAAUAUGAAGAUUACAAAAAUGACACAGAGUCAGAGUAUGAAGAGUACGAGGUUUACGAUGACGGCUUUAAAUUUGCAGAGCGGGAAAGAGCAGAGACGUGGGAUGGAGAGGUCAGCCUCAGAGCAGAGAAAGGCCAGAAGGGAGAGCCAGCUAUAAUUGAGCCGGGUACAUUAGCGGAAGGACCCCCAGGUCUACCAGGGCCACAGGGCCUCACUGGCCAAGCUGGACCAACAGGUCCUCCAGGACCAAGGGGAGAUCCUGGUGAAUUGGGUCCCACAGGACGUCCUGGUCUUGCUGGGGUUGAUGGGAUUCCAGGUCCUCCAGGAACACUGUUGAUGCUACCAUUCCAGUAUGGAGGUGAUUCCCAGAAGGGACCAGUGGUGUCUCCCCAAGAGGCGCAAGCACAGGCUAUACUGCAACAGACGCAGCUGUCACUGAAGGGACCUCCAGGUCCACUGGGUCUAACAGGGCGAUCGGGCCCAAUGGGAUUACCAGGUUCCACUGGGCUCAAAGGGGACAGCGGAGAAAGUGGCCCUCCCGGACCACAUGGGUUGCAAGGCCUUCAAGGAAUUAAUGGAAAGUUAGGAAAGAGGGGGCAUGCAGGAGUUGAUGGAGGUCGUGGAGCUCCAGGAGAAACAGGAUCUAAGGGUGACAGGGGUUUUGAUGGCUUGCCAGGUCUCCCAGGAGACAAGGGACACAGAGGGGACAGAGGAAAGCCGGGUCCUCAUGGGCCUGUUGGAGAGUCAGGAGAAAAGGGAUCUAAUGGACCUGUGGGGCCAAGAGGGCAACCAGGCGAACCCGGUUCUCGGGGUCUUGUUGGGCCAAGGGGUCCAGCUGGCCCACCUGGUCAGCCGGGUAUUGGUGGAACUGAUGGAGUACAAGGGUCAAAGGGCAACCAGGGUCCAGCUGGAGAGACAGGGCCCCCAGGUCAACAGGGAAAUCCAGGAGUCCAGGGCUUGUCUGGUCCUCAGGGUGCCAUUGGAUUGCCAGGAGAGAAGGGUCCCCAGGGGAAACAAGGCAUGCAGGGACUACCGGGCAUUGAUGGCCCAAACGGUCAUCCAGGAAGAGAGGGCCCCGCGGGAGAGAAAGGCAUCCAAGGUUUAUCAGGCGCUCAGGGGCCCGUUGGGUACCCAGGGACCCGUGGAGUCAAGGGAGGAGAAGGAGUUAGGGGUCUAAAGGGGAGCAAAGGAGAGAAGGGGGAAGAUGGCUUCCCUGGGUUCAAAGGUGACAUGGGCCUCAAGGGAGACAGGGGUGAUAACGGAGUUACUGGUGCUCAUGGAGAGGAUGGACCAGAGGGGCCAAAGGGCCAAACAGGACCGAUGGGAGAUUCAGGAGCUCUCGGGAUAGCUGGCGAGAAGGGUAAACUUGGCGUGCCUGGAUUGCCAGGGUACCCAGGAAGACAAGGUCCUAAGGGAUCACUUGGCUUCCCCGGUGGGGCCGGGGUCUCAGGAGAGAAAGGACGAAGGGGUCCAGCUGGUCAGCCGGGGCCCGGGGGCCAAAGAGGUCCUAAUGGAGCCCGGGGGGGAAGAGGAGCAAAGGGGCCCACUGGAAAGCCUGGAGAAAAGGGUUCUGCCGGACAAGACGGUACUCAAGGUUCCUCCGGAGAACAGGGCCCCCAAGGACCACAGGGACGAAACGGUGAACCAGGAACUAGAGGGCCCAAUGGUCCAGCUGGAAAAGAUGGAUUACCGGGGCAUCCAGGCCAGAGAGGGGAACCAGGAUUCCAAGGCAAAAACGGCCCCCCUGGCCCCUUAGGUGUUGUAGGACCACAGGGCAAAUCUGGUGAGACAGGACCAACUGGAGACAGAGGCCAUCCAGGAUCACCAGGACCACCCGGUGAGCAUGGUUUGCCGGGAUCUGCCGGAAAGGAGGGUGCCAAGGGAGACCCAGGUCCAUCAGGAGCCGCAGGGAAAAGUGGCCCCGCUGGGCUGCAUGGCUUCAGAGGGAGCAGAGGGACCGCUGGUGCGAUGGGUCCUGCAGGUCUGAAGGGGGGAGAGGGCCUACCUGGUGUAGCAGGACUUAUUGGUGCCACAGGAGAGAGGGGCCCUGCUGGGCCGGCAGGCGCUAUUGGCCAGCCAGGACGGUCCGGCGGCGUGGGUCCUGCUGGGCCGAUGGGAGAGAAAGGCGAGCCAGGAGAGAAGGGGCCUGUGGGGCCGGCCGGGCAUGACGGGGAACUGGGACCUGUUGGGCUGCCAGGGGCCGCAGGAUCUUCUGGGCCUCCAGGAGAGGACGGAGACAAGGGAGAAACAGGAGGACCAGGCCAGAAGGGCAGUAAAGGAGACAAAGGAGAAUCUGGACCCCCAGGACCUGUUGGAAUACAAGGACCGUUGGGCCAACCAGGACUGCCAGGAGCAGAUGGUGAGCCAGGUCCUCGUGGGCAGCAGGGCAUGAACGGGGCGAAAGGAGAUGAAGGACACAGAGGCUUUAAGGGAGCAUCUGGUCCUUCUGGACUGCAGGGAAUGCCGGGACCACCGGGGGAGAAGGGAGAGAAUGGACAUGUCGGCUCGAUGGGGCCUCCAGGACAACAUGGCCCACGAGGCCCUCAGGGGUCCACUGGUGGAGAGGGCCCACCUGGAAUGACUGGUGGAGUUGGUCAGCCUGGGAUUGUUGGAGAGAAGGGUGAGGAUGGAGAAGCUGGAAACCCUGGGUCAGUUGGAGAGCCUGGCAUUGCUGGUGGUAAAGGCGAUGUGGGGGAGAAAGGUGACUCUGGCCCUUCUGGUGCAGCAGGGCCUCCAGGACCAAGAGGAACACCAGGGGAGGACGGACCCAAAGGCAUCCUUGGCCCUAUUGGAUUCCCCGGAGAUUCAGGACCUCCUGGAGAAGCUGGCGUCAAUGGAGUAGAUGGUGGACCGGGGCCUAAAGGGGACAAUGGAGAAUCUGGCAAAGCAGGACCUGCAGGAGCCUCUGGAGAGCCAGGUCCUUCAGGACCUCCUGGACGGAGGGGUCAUAUAGGUGCUGCAGGAAAAGAAGGGAAGCAAGGCAUGAAGGGAACCAAGGGGUCGACAGGGACCCAUGGUCCAGUGGGGAAGACAGGCCCAGUGGGACCCCAAGGGCAGCCAGGGAGGUCUGGCCCGGAAGGUCUUCGGGUCCCAGGUUCAGCGGGUGAACAAGGGUUAAAUGGGCCACCAGGACAAACUGGACCACCAGGACCAAUAGGGCCACCAGGACUUCCAGGAUUAAAAGGAGACCCUGGAAACAAGGGAGACAAAGGUCAUGGUGGGUUGAUCGGUCUAAUUGGCCCCCCAGGAGAACCUGGCGAGAAGGGAGACAGAGGCCUUCCUGGGAUCCAGGGAACAAGAGGGUCUAAAGGAGAUGAGGGUACGUCCGGCACACAUGGUCCCACUGGCCCACUGGGACCACCUGGACUGUCAGGUACAGCUGGCGAGAAGGGAUCGAAGGGAGAAACAGGUAUCGUCGGUCCCAGAGGAGAUCCAGGCCUUGCUGGACCCCCAGGGCCCCCAGGACCCCCUGCAACAAUGAUUGAGCCUCUGCCUAUCCGAGAGCGCAGGCGGAAGAGACGAAGGCACUCCGAUCAGACAGGAGGAGAAGCCCCAUUCAGGGAGGAGGAUGUGGAUCUGGAUGAGUUCCUCCAGGGAGAUCAGCCUCUGGAGGAGGCCGAGGGAAUGGAAGAAGUCUUUGCCACCCUAUCUUCCAUGAAAACAGAAGUCGAGGUGAUGAGGAGGCCGUUGGGAUCCUUUGAAAGCCCCGCCCGGACGUGCAAAGAGCUCAUGAUGGUCCAACCGGACUACAAAGAUGGAGACUACUGGAUUGAUCCUAACCAGGGCUGUCACAGAGACUCCAUUAAGGUCUACUGUAACUUUACAGCUGAUGGAGAGACAUGUCUCUACCCUGACAAGAGGAUUGAGAAUGUGAAAUUAGCACCGUGGAACAAAGAGAAGCCAGGAAGCUGGUACAGCCAAUACAGGAAAGGCAAGCAGUUCUCCUACAGUGACAGGGAUGGGAACCCUGUGCAUGUAGUUCAGCUGACCUUCCUGAAACUACUGAGUGCCACGGCCAAGCAGAGCUUCACCUACACCUGCCAGAACUCGGCAGGCUGGUUUGACAGCACUUCUCGUUCCUAUCAGCGUGCCCUCCGCUUUCGGGGCAGCAAUGACGAGGAGCUGACACAAGCCAAAAGCCCCUUCAUCAACGCAGUGCAUGAUGGAUGCCAGUUCCGCAAAGGUCAGGAAAGGACUGAACUAGAGAUUGACUCUCCCUCGGCAGAGCUGCUCCCUAUUAUAGAUGUGGCUCCAGCAGACUUUGGCAGCAGCAACCAGAAGUUUGGAUUCCAAGUUGGACGAGUAUGCUUCAACGGUUAACACCUUGCCAACAACAAACAAGCAAAAAAAAGAGACCUGCACAAAGUUUUCACUAAAAGAAACUGGACUUUGACCACUGCCCCAAGCAAUAUUUAUUAUAUCAUGUUCUUGUAUUCGGUGGGUUUCGGGUACAUCAUUUAAGACUCUUCAACAGCCAAUGAGAUUGGUUCUAUGGCUUUACAACAAUAAGAGGAAUGACGAGAAAGAGGACGUGUACCAGUGGGAACAAAGCACAUUUACCAAAGGGAAAUAUUCCAAUUAAAUAUGUUUAAUUUUAAGUGUUUUUGUUUUCUUUUUCUCUCACUGUUUGAGCGUUCUGUAAAUGAUCCUCUGGAAUAAUGAGGACUGCACCACUUGACAAUGACCACUUAUAAACAAGACAGAUCUGUCUGAUCCCGGAGAGGAGCAGUCUGUCAUUCUGUAGUAUGGGUCCAUUAAAUGGGACUUUUAAGACCUUGGAUGAACUAGUUGCUGCUUAAUGUUAAACAAAGACUGCGGCUGAAUAAAUCAAAAACCUUGUCAUACUCAUUUGCAUGCUCAGAUUUCACUAUAAUGACAAUUGCAUAGCAGUUGUGAACUAGCCUAGCAUAUUAAUUCCACACAAGCACCAUAAUUAAUUUCCAGUGUGCUGGAAUGAUAUA
Molecule: messenger RNA, 6353 nt
Organism: Anoplopoma fimbria (sablefish)
Lineage: Eukaryota; Metazoa; Chordata; Actinopteri; Perciformes; Anoplopomatidae
Gene: col5a3a
Product: collagen, type V, alpha 3a
Molecular function (GO): extracellular matrix structural constituent
Source: RefSeq, a predicted model, not a curated record